This is a messenger RNA of Caenorhabditis auriculariae, 6029 nucleotides long. NCBI's taxonomy places the organism in Eukaryota, Metazoa, Nematoda, Chromadorea, Rhabditida, Rhabditidae. The record is from the annotation of a GenBank genome assembly.
AUGCUUUCAAACGCGUGCUACCACCUGGGCAAAAUCCUCGGCAUCUCACCGCUUCGGCCGGAAAUCAUCAGCAUUUUGGAAAAGUUGCUCCGGCGCCACAAAAAAGACGUAGACCGGCAGCUGGCCAGCAGGUGCACAAAUACAGAAAGACACGGAAAAAAAAAGAAAGAAGAAAAACAUCGGAACAAAGUGCGUGGAAUCGAGGACAAUACCAUCAAAAACAAAGUAUAUAUACGCGCGGGGAACACCACGUCAUUUUUGAUGGACUUUUCUAGAAAAACGCGAAAACAAGCGCUUUUGAACGGUUCCAAACUGUUUCGAAUCAUAAAUUCUUGACCAAAGAUCUCAUGCUUUGAAAAUAAGGUUCAUGGGAGGAUUUGAACUCUAAAAUUCAUAAUUUCUCACAGAUUUCAAAAAUUUUAAUUUAAUUUUUAAUGAAAUCAUAUAUGAACCAUGAAACUUCAAGGAAAAUCCCCAUUAAGUUACAAGAGUAAUACUAUAUUCGUUUGAAAAAGAGUUUUUUUUUUUUGAUAGAAGACUGAGAACAGAACUUUGCGAGAAACAGGUUUUCCUCUGUCUUGAUUAAUUGAUUGAUAAACUACCUUGAGUUUUUGGGGUUCGAAGAGACGAAUCAGUACUUACUGAAAAAUUUCUUUUUUGAGUUCAUCUUGAUUCAUUCAAAACGGUUUCGUUUUCAUAAUUUCUUCAAGAUCUUGUCAUAAAACUUAUUAUCCUAAAAAAUUCAAUGAAGUUUUGGAAAAGUAUGUUUAAAAAAAGUUUGAACAAUAUUCGUUCAAAUUUAAAAAAGUCAAAAUCAGCUUGAAGACGCUGAAAAAACAGUCCAAAAUAGAAAAUAAGUAUGGAACAACGCGAAAAAAAAAAAUGAACUGCAGCUUGCAGAAUAACAGGGCAACAUUGUGAAAUCUAGCUUGGAACGUGGAAAAUAGGAAUUUUUCUCCGACCUGACUAUUUAUAGACGUGGCGGCUCCGCCCCCUAUGAUGUCACUAUAAUGUUUACCUUGGCCUUUUUUGUUUUCAGCGCCUGUACGGAUCAACUAAUCAACAUGUUUUUCGAAAUUGGCGCCGAUUUAAAGGAAUUAUCCGUGGGUCAGAAAUUGGUCAUCGACUUGUGCGACUCGCCAUGUGUCCAAGUUCGAGAACAGUCCGUUUUAAUUUACUUUUGCGAAGAAAAAUCGAAUAAAGGAAGAGGAAGAACCUGCAUUAGAUACUGCGAUAAGAUUCCAGUUCGAGGAGCCGUUUUCAAUCUUAUUCUAGCUGUUUCAAUAUUUCUGCGCCUUUAGACCAUCUAAGAAUUCUUAGAAAAGAUAUAAAUGCCUGAUAACUAACGGUUCUUGAUUGACGAUAUCUAAAACUUUCUCUGCAAAAUAAAUUCAUGAUCCUUAAUACUUCUUUCUAAAAUCUCCUCAAAUGACAGCGCACACAGCGGACAUUCAUAAAAAAAAGUUUAGACUGGAAAAUGCCGGAAUAAUUGAAAGGCUUAUAACUACUCAACACAUUGGCCGAAACAAGUUGCUGGGGUUGUUUUCACAGGUUUCAAUGCAAAGAAAAAUUACAUAACCAUCAAAAUAUUCUAGACAGCCUGGGGCCGUGCUCGUUUACGAAUUAGCGGCGCUCUAGACUUAUUAGUCGAAGAAUUUUACAAUUCUCAAUCGUUUGAUGAACGCUACGAUUUGGCCGUCUCUUUUCGUCAUUUUGCUCAUGAUAUGGAAGGUUUUUUCGGUUGAAGAAAUGCGUUUUAAAGAUACAUUUUCGUAGGAAUUGCCUAUCUCAGUGCAAACAAAACUUUUAUCAACACCGUUGUUCGAGAUGUUUACGCCCACCUCGAAAAGCAUCGACGUGUCUGUCAGGUUUUGGAAAAAUAGAAUAAAAAUGAAACUAGGAAAAUUUCCAGCCGAAGGUCGACAUUCAGUUCAUUGAAAAAUUGAGCGCCAAGCUUGAAUAUUUGUCCCAAGAGAAGGACAAACGCACUAGAGAUGUUAGUUCAAUACUUCAAAAAGUUAAAAAAAAGGUUCGAUUUUUUUAGCUAGAAACUCAACGUCUUUACAAAGACUUUUUUCCAAUGUGGGCUUACGAAACGGCGCCGAAUUCGCCUAUUCGUUCAAAUACAUCGCCAAAUCCGUAUGGUACCUAUUCGCCGGUAUAUGGGCUUAGUUCACCAAUGGCUUCAAGCUCUAUUGGGUCUUCUUCGCCGCCACAAAGGUACGAGAACAACUGAAACUGUAAAAAUAAGAAUAAAAAUAAAAAACGGAAAUAAAAAGUAGUGCCGUGUUCAAAAUGAUUCUGUGAAAUUCAAAAUAGCCGUCAGAAAAAGAAAAAAGAAAAAUUAGUUUUGGAGAAACAGAAUUAUUCUGCGCUUUGUGGAAAAUACUUCAUAUAAAAUACUUUGGACACAGCGUAGACACGCCUGUUUAAGGUGGCCGCUCGUAUUACGGUAGUUUGGAUAGGUUUUUCAAUAAUAAAAAUGAAAUCUUGUGUACUUUUUGUGACUUAACUUGUAACCUCGAGAAAUAGGUCUUUAACGAAUUGCAAAAAAGAAAGAAAAUUAAAAAAAAUUUCGGGCUCCGAAACUGACUGCGUAAUAUUGACCGGCCACCGGCCGCCGUAGUACUGUCUCAAACAUGCGUGUAGAAGAAAGAGAAUUAUCAAAAAAUGGGCAAAAUCAGUUUUUUGAAUGCACCAAUCACCGCACAAAUCGAGCUUACUGUUAUUUUUUUGAAAUUUUUUUUUCUUAAAAAAAAUAAAACUCUUCUUCUUAUUUUUUAUUUUAUUUUUCAUUGUCAUAUAUAUUAUCUUAAAUUCGUUUCUGAGUCUUUAAAGGCGCAGAUGUCUCCUUUGGCAUUGUCAAAAUAACACUGAUAUACGUGAUUCACGUGAAACAACUCAGAAGGAUACUUCGAACAGACUAUUAGUACUAAGUUUCACUUAUUUUUUAAAGUUCUGGCUUCGGUCAUGGAACCGCCAUUUCAUUGUGUGGGAGCGAUGUUGAUGUUGAUGAUCAACCUGACGAGCCCAUCGUCAAAGAAAACGACAAGAAGCAAGAAAAAACGGUGAAUUUAGAAAAAAAAAAGCUGCAUUUGAGGAAACAUUUAGAUAGUCGAAAGUCUGCUCUACGUUUUAACACGCCAAUCGCACAAUGAAGCCAAUUUGGUGCAUCUGAUUCGCGAAGACGUCGUGGUGAGUUAUAAUAAUAAUAUGCUACAAAGAUUUUAUUGCGAUAUUCUUGAAAGUUAAAAAAGAAAAAUUUUGACGAAUUUCUCGUGAAAAAUUAUAUGAUAUUUUCUUUUCCAGGACUGCGUUAUAACCUACCUUCGCCACGGACAAAACCUAGACUAUUGGCCAUCCCGAGUCCUUCUUCAAAUGGCCAAGUCGCGCGGGUGUCUCGAACAGCUUAUCGACAUGGAGUUCCACACGCGAGUCCUAACUGGACUGUGUGCGGUCCCUUGUAGAAUGUUAAAGUCGGGAAAAUUCCGGAAAUACUCUUGAAAAAAUGGCGAUUUACUAGGUACUCUCAGAAGUGCGACCACUGCGAAGGAUGCUCGGAACGUGGCCGAGAAGUGCUCCGCGAGUUCGCCAGCCAUGUCGACAGCAAGUUUGGUCAUUCGUUUCUGUUGAUCCGACUGAGGAAGGACGAAUUUUUGACCAGAACUAAGGCUGCCAUUGCGAUUGUCGCUUUGAUUAGGUUUGUAAACUGUUCUUGAUAAAAUUAUUUCGAGUAUAAUUUCAUGAAAAUCCUUGUCCUUGUCGAUGUGCUCAAAAAUGCAUUAGUUUUGCAUGAAAUGAAUCAAUUUUUUUUUUCUCUAUAAUCUUUGAAAUUAGAGGAAUACCGACAAAUUGUCUUACUAAAAUUCGAGAAAACGUAAAGCUUGCUCGGUAAAGUUCGUUUUAUAACAUGAAUUAAUACUUUUCUAACUUGAUGAUUACUGUAGCAAGUAUUCUGCGAUGUCUCUGAAUCGGAAAAUCUUUUAAGAGAUCACUUCCGCUCGGCCUGGAGCCUGUCGGCCAGCCAACAGAGUGCGCUAGAUGUUCUUUUCGAUUCUCUUCAUGAAAUGCUGAAAUCGGAGGAAGGUUUCGAGCAGAACGCUACCAUUCAAACGUAUAAAAACGGGGUUUUUCAAAAAUAUGAUUUUUUUUUUCAAAUUUUUUUCUUUUCAGCCAUCGCUAUGUUCCCAGAUAAUCGGAGCCAUGUCCUCUUUAAUUACAGGCCAGAGAAUUCGGUUUUUAAAAUUAUCAACUUAGAAUUAUUCAAACAAUGUUCAGACAACUUUGCGAGAACGACUUGUGGUAUUUGAAGCCAAACGAUGGACACGGCGUUUGUGAAAUUAAAAAGUUGUUUUUGGAUUUUUUGUUUUUCUUAUAUCCAAAAGUAUCUUGAGGUCUCCGGAAAGCGAAGAAAUGCUUUCUUUCGUAGAUUGCGAUGGCGAGGAGAUUGGCAAGGCCAAAAUGGAGGCGGCGUGCGCCAGUAGCAGAUAUUUCGAGGUGCGCGAUUUUAAAGGGAUGGAGCACCUAAGGUUGAGCCCGCUCUGGAACAAUUUGAAGCGUUUUUUCAUCAUUUUUUUUUGGCCUGUCUGAUCAAUGAAAGCGCUAAAUUUUAUAUUACUCUAUACAAAAAAAUUCCAGAAAUUUCCGAAGCGCAAAUGUCUUGCUUGAUUUUAAAAAAAAAAAUCAAGAAGAAAUUUUCAAUUUUUGAUCAUAUAGAUCCAUGAAGUAUAUCCCGUUUGCCGUGACUUGAAUUUUUUCGAGUGUCUCCAUUGUCUAACAGUCAGAAUGACAUGUAAAUAACACGGCAAAAUGAGAGGGCCGCCGAGAUACGAGGAGAGCGUAGAGAAAGCAGCAGUUUCAAGAGUAUAUAAGGCAUUCGAAAGUUCUUCGAAAAAAUAGAUAUAUCAUUUCUCUGAAUUUAAAGUUUUGGUCUCAAAAACCUAGAGGAAAAAUUUAGGGCAUGUACAGAGGCGAGUUUGCCGAGAAGACGAGCCAGAAGCGCGUCUUCGAGGUGGACACGGUUGCCGAGGGCUGCUCCAAGGAAGAAUACCGCGCUUUCCUGCACCUUCUCUCCGGAUGCACGUCUUCUUGUACGGCUGUCCACGAUGCGAAUGCCGCCGCGGCACUGCUCCAGGUAGAAAAUCUUCGAGAAUCCUACUCUCAUUCUCGGUUCUAGUUAUCGGAUCGAUACCUCUGCCCGGAUAUUUCCCAGAAACUGUGCGCUUCCGACGGCCCAAUGAGGACUUACAUCAGCGGCGAAACGCUGCCUUUGCUCUUCCCUGUCGCUCUCUCGACUAACUCUCAUGAGGGGUUGGAAAUUUUCAGAAAUGUAGUAUACUUGCAAAUGAAGACAUUCAAAUAGAGUGCAGUGAAAAGUUAGCGCAUUCAGGGAUUUUCACAUAGUCGUGAAGUUUGCCAAAAGGAAAAUCUUAUCCGAAAAGUAAUUGCAGAUUGGAAUUUUUUGAACUUCAAAUGUUCUUCAAAUUUUGUAAGACAAACUUCGAUAUACUGAGAAUAAUCCCGAGAAAAUAAAAAAAUUUCUAUAUUCCAAGUAAAAAAAAACAGUUUUUGAGGCGCCUAGUCUUGAAAAAUGGGAAAUUUCGCCGGUUGACACUCAGGAUAACCGCCGAGAUAAAUGCGAGGCGCGACCAGAAAAAUGCGAGACCGGCGCCUCGACAGAUCGAGAUUUUUGCGAUUUCGUCAAUGUACCGCCACCGACCUCGCAUUUCUCUCGCGCCAGACUUGGCCGUUAUCUUUAGUGGACGCUCUGAAAAUGAUCUCUAGUUCAUCAAGGAGUAUUUCAACGAAUAUUCAGAGGAUUUGGCUUUUUUGGGAGGAGAAAAGCCUAUUUUUCGAUUCUUUUUUUUUCACCUAAAACUGUCAUUUUCAGGCUUCUGGACACGACUUUCCUAGUGCUGGUCCGUUAUACGCAGCAUGAAGAAGUUACGGAGUCGCUGCGUACCAUUUGCGGCAAACCUUACAUGGUCGACACGUUUCUGACCAAUUUUCGAAGAUUUCUGGAUCGAUAA